GACUGACUGAGGCGGGCGGUCCUGACCGGGGGAAAAAGAAAGACUGUUACACAGAUUUGUAAUAAAUAAAUCUCGGAUAUUAACUCCGUUCGCGAAAACCAUGGCCUCUUCGGACGUUGCUCGGCAGCCGGACAAAGGAGCCCGACCCCUGUCCCUGGCAGGCCAUGUGGGCUUUGACAGCCUCCCAGAUCAACUUGUCAACAAAUCCAUCUGCCAGGGUUUCUGCUUCAAUAUUCUGUGCAUUGGUGAGACUGGCAUCGGCAAAUCCACUCUUAUGGACACUCUCUUCAACACUAAUUUUGAGAACUUUGAGUCCUCCCACUUUGAGCCUCAGGUGAAGCUACGGGCCCAGACGUACGACCUGCAGGAGAGCAAUGUCAGACUACGCCUAACUGUGGUCAACACUGUGGGCUUUGGAGACCAAAUGAACAAACAAGAAAGCUAUCAGCCAGUGGUGGACUACAUCGACAGACAGUUUGAAAGUUAUCUGCAGGAGGAGCUUAAGAUUAAACGCUCUCUUCACAACUACCAUGACUCGCGAGUCCAUGCCUGCCUUUACUUCAUCUCACCCUCAGGCCAUUCACUGAAAUCCCUGGACCUGGUCACUAUGAAGAAACUAGACAGCAAGGUGAACAUCAUCCCAGUGAUUGCCAAAGCUGACACCAUCAGUAAGAGUGAGCUGCAUAAGUUCAAGAUCAAAAUCAUGAGCGAGCUGGUCAGCAACGGCGUCCAGAUCUACCAGUUCCCCCUGGAUGACGAGACUGUGGCCAAAGUCAACACUACGAUGAAUGGUCACUUGCCAUUUGCUGUCGUUGGCAGCACGGAGGAAGUCAGCGUUGGCAAUAAGAUGGUGAAGGCUCGUCAGUAUCCCUGGGGUGUGGUACAAGUGGAGAACGAGAACCACUGUGACUUUGUGAAGCUGAGGGAGAUGCUGAUCUGUGUAAACAUGGAGGACCUGAGAGAGCAGACACAUACUCGCCACUAUGAGCUGUACAGACGCUGCAAACUGGAGGAGAUGGGUUUCAAAGACACGGACCCCGAGUGCAAACCUGUCAGUUUGCAGCAGACGUAUGAGGCCAAGCGUCAAGAGUUCCUGUUGGAGCUGCAGAGGAGGGAGGACGAAAUGAGGCAGAUGUUUGUGCAGAGGGUGAAAGAGAAGGAGGGCGAGCUGAAGGAGGCUGAACGAGAGCUCCAGAGUCGCUUUGAGCAGCUGAAGCGCCUCCAUGCAGAUGAGAAAGCAACCUUGGAAGAUAAGAAGAGACUCCUGGAUGAGGACCAGAGCUCCUUCAGUAAGAGACGUGCUGCUGCUCAGCUCCUGCAGGCUCAGAGUCUCACUGCCAAUGGCAAGAAGGACAAGGACCGCAAGAAUUCUGGCUUCAUGUGAAGACUCUGAAGUACACUCCACUAUGACCAGCAUAACCAGCGGCAUUCUGCCCACAUCCCUUCCAGCCCCUUGAAGCCAGUCUCCAAACAGUAACCAGGAAAACCCCACACGAACCAGCUGUGUGUGAGUUUGAUUAUGUGCCAAAGUUUAAUGACUGUACUCAAGAAUCCUCUGUACACUAAUUAUUUUUAAUCGUUUUAUACCUCCUUUGUGGAAUAUUUUAUAUUUAUCCUCUCCAUUUUUAUGUAAAACAAUUUUUAGUUUACCUCUCUCCUUUUUGGUGCCCACCGACUGAGGGACACUUCAGUGGAUUGAGCCUCAUAAACCUUCUUAGUAGUAGUAGAUGCUGAACACUUACAAAUAAUACACAUACAAAUAAUACAGUCUGUGGGACAUUUUACCUAUUUGUAUGUGUUAUGUUUCCUAACAUACCAAACUAGUCUUGUGACUUUCCUAAUGCGACAGUCUGUAACACAUGCUGUGCUGUGUUUGUAAUUUAUUAAAGGGCUCUUUUCAGCCAUUAAGUUAACUUAACAGUUACUGCAAAUACCAGAAGACUUGUUAAAAUGAUCAAAACAUCUACAUACUGUUCCCUUCCAUCGGGGAGGAAUACAGUACGAGCACUGCGACACGUUCAAACAUUUUGUGUGUUUUAGUGACAAAUGUGCCAUUAAUUCAAAUGAAUUCCAGCAAUGUCACACAGUCCAUGUCUGUAAGGGCGCUUACGUUGUUUUUGUGAUAAUUCCUGAAGUUGUAUUUAAUGCAUUCAUCUUUGUCAGCUGUCAUACACAUGGUCACAGGGCAUUACAACUUCUUCUCUUGGUCUGUUUUGUAUUACUUUUUUUUCUUCUUAUCUCGCCUUGCUAUUAUCAGCCUUUAAUAUGAGCCCACCUGCAUUUAAAAAAACAAAAAAGAGGAAAAACUCUGCAGGAGUCACUGACGCUUUUGUCACUACUCCAAGGAGAAAUAUUUACGUCUGUAAGUUGAACGUAUUGUGUCCAAUCACAGGUUUUUUAUCACAAGGUGAGGCUGAGGCUUUGCUUUGGAUUAGGUACAUGUUACAUCAUAUUUAUAGAUAUAUAUGUGUGUGUAUAUAUAUAUAUAUCUCAAUCACUUUAUUUGCUUCCUUAUUUUUCCUGCUGACACAAACAGCUGAAGUCUGCAAACCGUGAAAAAGAGCUGACUUGUGUGUGGGGGGGGGGGAAGGAAAUCAUAUCAAGUCAGUGUGUCCUUGAGGAGUAAAGGAAGAAGAGUAGGAUUCAUUUGACUACAAUGAAAGUGUUUUUUAAAAUUCACUCGUCCCUGAAGUCUUGAUUAGACUUUGUUUUUACACCUCAUAGUCUUUUACAGUACAGACUAGUAAAGUGGGACACCGGUGCUGCCUGAUACUUUGGUCCAGGGCAAGAGUGACCUCUGAACCACCAACGUCUAAUCACAUAUGCUGCCAACUUUAUAUUCACACUAGUGCAUAACAUAUUUUUGGUGCCUUACUUUUAGGAAUACACUAUUCACCCUAGACAUCCAGGGAGCACGCCAAUGCCUAAAGGAGUAAAGCUCACCUGAGACACAUAUGUAUUACACACAUAUUUAAGUAAUAAACAGUGUUAUUUGGGAGCGUGUUUUUUUUUCCUUCUUCCUAAAUAAAUCUUUGUAUUUUUGUCAUGA
Messenger RNA from Solea senegalensis (Senegalese sole), 3049 nucleotides. It is a transcript of the gene septin10, whose product is annotated as septin 10. Gene Ontology annotation, biological process: cytoskeleton-dependent cytokinesis. Lineage: Eukaryota; Metazoa; Chordata; Actinopteri; Pleuronectiformes; Soleidae. The transcript is spliced from 10 exons. Gene Ontology annotation, cellular component: cell division site; microtubule cytoskeleton; septin complex. Gene Ontology annotation, molecular function: GTP binding; GTPase activity; molecular adaptor activity. The coding region runs from base 101 to 1384 and encodes 427 amino acids. The record is from RefSeq and is a predicted model, not a curated record.